AUAGAUGUUGCAGUCAAACAUGUGACCAUUGGCGGGUUCCUUCAUUUGCUGAAGUGCCUACAAAACUGUUGCUGCUUAAUGGCAAAUUGAAUAGAAAGGCAAGUUGAACUUCGGAUCUGGUCAUCUGAAAUCCACUGUAAGACCAAAAGAUCAAUUUUAUUUCUCAGUGAGGAAACAAAGUAAGUGAGACUGGAGCCUCCAAAUCCAAACAACCCUCCCAUAGAGCUUUUGGGGUCUUGGGAAGUUCACUUGGAUGAAAGCACAGAUCGGAAAUACUACUUUAACACAAAUACAAAAGAGAAGACUUGGAAACCACCUAGGCUCUUUCUGGGAAUGCAGAACAUGAAGGAUGGAUCCACAGCUCAGUCGAAAACAAGUAUCCAGACAACAGGCACCUCUGAACAGCUUCCCUCAACCCAUUUCAGCCCUAGUGCUGUUCAGCGGAGGGUGAAGAGUGGAGCUGCUAACUCUGACCGCCUGAGCCAAACAAAGUCCAUGGUUCUGACCGACUCCAACCCAAUUAAGUUACCGAUAUCUCGCCACAGGCGAAAUCAUUCACAGCACAACCUUUCAGACAUUACUGGAAUGGUGGAUCAGUCUUCACUGAAGAAAAAUGGCUAUUUGAACAAAGCAAAGAUCACAGAGGGAGGCAAGAAACUGAGGAAAAACUGGACCAGUUCUUGGGUUUGCCUUGAGGGAGACAAAAUUGAAUUCUACAAAGAUAGCAAACAACAAAUUUUAGCCAAUUCGAAGAUGGGCUGUAAGCCAGAAAAUGUGGACCUGUGUGGUGCUCACAUUGAAUGGGCAAAAGACAAAUCCAGCAGAAAGAAUGUGCUUCAGCUAACAACAAUCUCAGGGAAUGAAUUUCUCCUCCAUUCUGAUGAUGACAGUAUACAUGACUGGUACCAGGCCAUCAGAUAUGCAAUUAAUAAACUGUCAAAGAAGGGCAUCUCAACAACAGCACAUGGUAUCUGGAAAAGUUCAAGCAGUGAAGAACUGAACAGGUGUGAGGGAGAGAGCAACAGCAAGACUAAUGUGAAAGAAACUAAAUCAGAGUGCAGAAAAUCAUCAUUAAUACUACGACUGAACCACAGCCCAUCUGACACCUCUGAGAAGAAGAGAGUUAAGAGCAGACUAAAAAAAUUUAUAUCAAGGCGACCUUCAUUGAAAACUUUACAAGAGAAAGGUUUGAUUAAAGAUCGUGUAUUUGGCUGCCACCUUGCUGUCCUCUGCAAGCGUGAGGGAACUACUGUUCCAAAAUUUGUGAAACGUUGCAUCGAGACUGUGGAAAAAAGAGGAUUGGAUGCAGAUGGCAUUUACAGAGUGAGCGGCAAUCUGGCUACGAUACAGAAAUUACGAUUUGUCGUGGACCAUGAAGAGAAGCUGAAUUUGGAUGACAGCCAGUGGGAGGACAUCCACGUCGUCACCGGAGCACUAAAGAUGUUUUUCAGAGAGCUGCCUGAGCCACUUUUUCCAUUCGGCUUUUUUGAUCAAUUUGUAGACGCCAUAAAAAAUCAGGAUUACAACCAACGUGUUCAGUGUAUUGCAAGACUGGUGAAGAAACUUCCUAAACCGAACCAUGAUACCUUGAGAGUUCUCGUUACACAUUUACAAAAGAUAAUAGCAAAGGCACUGGUGAAUUUGAUGUCAUCGCAGAGUUUAGGCAUUGUAUUUGGACCAACUCUCAUGUGGCCUGAAAGGGAAACUGCAAAUAUGGCAGUGAACAUGAUGUACCAGAAUCAGAUUAUUGAUCUGAUACUUUCCGAACACGCUGAAAUCUUCAAACCCUAGGAGAUGUGAGCACAACUUGCCUUCAGUGGUUAAUAUUAUUCUCAGAAGACCUGACGUUUAGUUAAGUUGUGAUUCUGCUGCUUGCACAAGGUCAUCACCAUUGUCCUUGCUUUUUUUGUUCUUUAUCCCCUCACCAUUUCAUUUACUAGAAUCCAUAUAGACAAAGUUUGCCUGGUAUUGGUCUAUUAUUAUUCUUUGUUUAUAAAUCACUGAUUGACAGGCUCAGUUUUAAACUUUUAAGUACAAUCUACUUGGACAAAAGAGCCACCACUCUCUGAAAUAUUAAAUGUUCUGCUAAUAUUGAUCAAACAGAUUGCAGUCAGACUCAGAGCUGCACAAUUAUUUGUACAAACAAUGAUUAAAGACAAAACAAAUCAAAUACUUUGAAUUACUGAUCUCUAGUAAAUCAAAAGGCAUGUUUUUAAAGGAAUGGUCUGGAGAAUAUCUCAGAUCACUUAGAACAUUUCAGAAGAGAAGUUAAGGAGCAUCUCUUCAUAUACAUAGUGUAAAAGACUAUCCCAUAGAUGGAUAGCUCAGGCUUAACUAGGCACGAUGCAGUAUAUUGUACCUUGUGGGGAAUAUAAUAGCGUAUGGAUUUCAGGAUCAGGUUUUUUUAAAAUCACUGACAUGUCAUGAAAUUUAUUAUUUUGUGGCAGAAGUAAAAUACAUGAAAAUGACCACAAAUUGCAAUUUGAAUAUUACAAAAAACAGAUAAAUGUUGCAAAAAGAGAGCAAGAUGUUGAGGUAACGUUUUUGGGUUCAUGGACCAUUCAAAAAUUUGAUUGCAGAGGGCAAGAAGCUCUUCUAAAAUGCAGAGUUUGUGUCUUCAGACUGCUAUACCUCCUCCUGGAUAGUAGCAAUAAGAAGAGGGGAUAUCCUGAUGAUUAUUCCUUCAUGAUAGAUGCCACCUUAUGAGGCAUCGACUUUUGACAAUGUCCUCGAUGGUGGGAAAGCUAGUGCCCAUGAUGGAAUUAUGGUGGAAGUUUACAACACUCUGGAGAUUUUUCCUGAUCUUAUGCAUAGCUGUAGAAAUUUGCUGGAAUCUUAGUACACUGUGGUAUGGAUCAGUUAUGACUGAAUGAUGGAAUGGACAUAAGAAGUUGUAAGACCCUCUCCUGUUCCUUGAUCCUCCUCCUCCCAUGACCAACAGGUCCCAGCAUCAGUGUUUGAUUUUUCUCUACAUUCAUCUAUCCAGUGCCCUAUCCAUGCUUCUCAGGUAUUGGGAUCUAAUUUUUUACUUCUGGUUUUCUGCCAGUCUGAAUAGCACAACAAACAAUGACAAUAUCAUCAUUCACAUUUCAUCAGGUAAUCUUUUCAUAAAAAUAUGGCUCAUGGCUCAUUAUGAAAGUUUUUCACCCUUUUGAUGCAUUUGGUUGGUGUUGGCUAAGUUGGUAUUUAUUGGCAAAAUUAAAUUUACUUGAACUGUGUGGCAUCCUCAGUCAUACUUUCUGGAUGUAUACUGAUAUUCUUUUUGUCUUGAUGUGAUUUUGUUGCCUAAUAUACGCCACAAGAUUGAAAAUUCACAGCAAAAGGUGAAGAAUUAGCAUGAAGUAUUAGAGAGUGGCUGGCACUGAUGAUCAAAGUCACCUAGUGUUGAUCUUGUAAUAAUUUUCUAAUAACCCUAUUUACUUGCACAUGAAAUAUCCAUUUAAAAAAACACACUCAAAAAUACAAUUUCAAGUUUGAUUAUUGGUUCAUUCCAUAACUUACUGGUAGAUAGCUUCAUUGCUCAGAGAGUAAGACUAUCUGACAAACAGAAAAGCUAUUACACAUUAGAUUUAAGAUUGGGUUUCUCUACGUGCUAUUUUACUUUUCAAAUUUGCCAGGUUUUCUUUCCAUUUCCUCUGACUGUCACAUCAGCCAUUAGGAGGUUUGUCUCCUGCCAGAUAGUUUGUUUUAUGUCAGACAAAAUCCUGGCAUUUUUUUCCCCUUGCUGAGGUGAGAAGCUUCUACCCACCUAGCAAUUUGGCUUUGAACUGAUAACACUGAUCACACAUAGUUGGUGGACUCAAAGGUGUGAGCCAGAUAGAUCUGAAACACACCCUAUGCUAAUGUUCUCAUCAAAAACCACUUCGAGUAGGGUGUGAACUGAGCACUGUCUUAACAUCCAGUUCUCAUGCAUGAAUCACUUCCAACUGAUUAUUGAUUGAGUCAACAAAAAACUCAAUGAGCUUUGCACAACAGUUUAAAGGGCACUGCUGGCAGAAAUUUAUAGCCAGCAAGACCAGAUUUCUCUUCAGCUUAUAACAGAAAAAUGCAACUCAUUGAAGCAGCAGUAAACAGGUUUGAUCUCCAAAGGUUCAAUAUAGAGAGAUGAUGAAUGUAGAGUAUGGUGCUUUCCUACAAAAGAUAGAAAAAUUAAAACCAACAUUAACCAUUGACUUCUGUUUGAGUCCUCAAGCCUUUGACACACUAAGUGGCAGCUGAGAAAUUACCUCAAUGUACAAUCCCCAAAUGCCUGCUCCCUCACUUAUUAAGAGAGUAUAUUGAGUCUAGGUUAGUACUGCAAGCAAGAAUAAUUUUUGUGUUUUACUUUGUAUUUAUAAAAAUCGAACAUACGAAAGAUAUUUUUCUGUGUAAUUACAUUAUCAAAGAGUAGGGCUACCUCUCAAAAUGCAUGUCAAGAUAUCAACAAAAUCUGGGAAGUUAUUGCGAUAUCAACACUGAGCACGUUUAAUGAUCACAGACUUCAAUCUUUCUAAAUUAGACCAAUUUUUGAAGUCGGCCCAGGAACAUGAGCUUGAAAUCAUCAAAUGUGCUUGACAGUACUUGCAAAUAUUCACCAAGGGGCACAGAGGGAAAACAGUAUUAUUUACAUUGUGCAGUUACUGCCUUUACGUUUGGAGAGAAAGAAAGGAAAUUGAAGAGAAAAUAAUGUUCUGCAACUAUGUAACGCAUUGAUUCUUAACAAGUUAAAUGUACAGAUAAACUAUUUUCACCUGGUUGUUUGUGUCAAGAUGUGAAUACUGUGAAGACAGAGUUUAAAGAGGGUCCAGGUCUAUUUCUAAUUUGCUCUUUAGCAUUGAAUGCAUGGACAAACUGACUGGAGAAAACAUUUGUUUUCUGAUUAUUGUACAAUUCAAAGGGGAAGUUUAUGCUAGAUUCUAAAUUUAAUGUGUAUUACUAUAUUGUGCAUAUUGAAGUCCACUCUUAUUUGAAUUUCAACAUUCAAUGGAAACAAAAUAUAUGCUCUUGAGUGACCAAAAUAUACAAAACGAUCUUGGACUUUUUGCAACAGUCAUAAAUAAAAUUUAAUUGUUUUCCAAAAGUCUGCUAACUUUCCUAUGAAAAUUUUGUUUUCUUUAAUUGUAAACAAAAUUGUACAGCAACUUAAUUGGUUUUUCUGUGCGAAUUUUUGCCAUUUUUUCCAGCAUGUUAACUGUGUUGAAAUUAAAAAUAAAGUCAAAACUGCUUAAGCUA
Molecule: messenger RNA, 5211 nt
Organism: Mobula hypostoma (lesser devil ray)
Lineage: Eukaryota; Metazoa; Chordata; Chondrichthyes; Myliobatiformes; Myliobatidae
Gene: arhgap15
Product: Rho GTPase activating protein 15
Exons: 15
Coding region: 334-1791 (485 amino acids)
Biological process (GO): regulation of GTPase activity; signal transduction
Cellular component (GO): cytoplasm
Source: RefSeq, a predicted model, not a curated record